CACAGCCGUUUCUUAUUUCAUGUUUCAGUCUCCUAAAAACUGCAGGGAUCGUCUCUGCCUGUCCCGUCGUCAGCCAUCCAUUGUAGCGCGAAGGGUCGGCAUUUGUGACUCACUCAACAACCACGACGAUAUCGGCCUAUCACACAAUUGCAAAUCACAACAUAUUCUGACCCGAACGUGUCAUAUCUCGUGACUCGAUAACCAAGGCAUCUCCCAGCCGACAUAGGUAACAAAGUCGAAGAUGACUCGAGAGUUCGAUGUCCUGAUAUAAAAAUCACCUCUUCCUCCGUGCGUGAUAUUUUUGCUCUCCCCACCGCAGACCUCCGACAUUCCCUCAGACCCUCUUGGGUGCUUUCAUAUUCUCUCUUAUAUACUCGAACUUCUUUAUAUACUCCACCACUAAUUUCCUUACAAACUUUUCAAUGAUGGCUGGAAUGAAUGGAUACACCGUGACCCCUCACCACCGUCAAAAUAGACGACGGGAGCGGCCUGGCUCCCGAACCCGUCGAACUGUAACUCGCAAAGCCAACAUCCAGGCCGAGUUUACAGAAGGGUAUCUAGACGCUUACGAUUCCAGCGUCUCGCUCCCUUCGGACCGAGCCAGGCCCUCUCCUCUUCUCCGCGAGAGCGUCCAUCUAUCGUGGCAACGAUGGAAGGAGCGUGAGGCCGAGGAGAAAGAGAAAGCACUUGCCGAUGUAGCAAGAAUGCAAGAGCUGGAAAGAGAGCAGCAGAGGCUAUAUGGGGGAGAUAUCUCAGACGACGUGAGUCUUUGUCCUGCUAUGCUGGAUGUGGUUAUGAGUCUUUGGGGCGACAUCGAUUAUAUCGAUCCUUGACUACACACAUCACCUACUCCAUUUCCUACCCUCAUGUGGCGCCGGUGUUUGGGGACUAGGGCGACGACUGGCUGUAUGCUUAUUCCUACCCAGGAGCUUUAUCGGCUGGGAAUAUUAUAUGAGGAUAAUACGCGAGAGGAUGUUGGUGCUUGCUAUGUUCCUGUCCAACAUGAUCCCCCACCCUACACUCUUCGAUAUCGAAGACCAAGACGUGCUUAUGCAAGACGUGCCCAUGCUUCUCGAAGACGCCCAACGUGGAUCUCUCUCCCGCUACGCCUCUCGCUUUCACAUCUGAGAGACGAUGUCGAUAUCUCAACUCUCAUAUCUCACUCAGCAACAACUACCAACACCCCCACAAAGCCACCCUCGAUUCAACAUCGGCCAUUACCCACACCACAUGCAACACCACUUGAGAUCUCACAGUCAUUACCAUCAUCCACAUCACCCAUUCUCAUCCCACCAACACCAGAAGAAGUCAUAGACUGGGAAUUCAUCAACAUCCACAAAACCACCACAAACACAGCAACACAACCAACCACCCCCUUUUCCGAACCAGAGACUUGGAUAUUACUGGGUGACGACUCGUAGCAAUGAACCUUUUUCCAAAUUAUUUAGGACAACCCCGUGAACCGCUUCGGCGAGAGGGGGAAUGAUAAGGAAGCUGGGGAUUGGUCCUCAUAUACUCGGUACCAAGCCGUCUCUGGAGCUAAAAGGGGAGACCAGGAAUAUAAAAGAAGGGCGGAAAAGAGGGGACAGGUGAAUGCUCAUGGCUUUAAAAAGGCUGUUUGAGAUUACUGUUGAGGACGAGAGGAGGUGGGAUUGAUGAUUUUGGAAUUGGGGCUGGUUGUUUGAGUUAUGUAUUUUAUGAUGUGUUUGAUAGUUUGUUCUGAUGAUAAGUACCUAAUGUAUUCUGGC
This is a messenger RNA of Hymenoscyphus albidus, 1748 nucleotides long. Lineage: Eukaryota; Fungi; Ascomycota; Leotiomycetes; Helotiales; Helotiaceae. The record is from the annotation of a GenBank genome assembly.